CCCAAGUUUUCACACCCUCUGUGAAUUGUGAAAGAGUUCCAAGAUGACUGAGUACAUGCUUGAGUACUCUCUGGGCUCCUCCCAGAUCUCCAGCCGAUGUUCCAUUUCUUUGCAGAAACUUCAUUCAGAGUGCGACUGGUGGGAGGCCGCCACCGCUGUGAAGGGCGAGUGGAGGUGGAACAGAAAGGUGGCUGGGGUGCCGUGUGUGAUGAUGGCUGGGACCUGAAAGACGUGGCUGUGGUAUGCCGAGAGCUGGGCUGUGGAGAAGCCAAGGGGACUCCCAGUGGUAUUCUAUACAAACCAUCAACAGAAGAAGAGCAAAAAAUCCUCAUCCAAAACGUCAGUUGCACUGGGACAGAGGAUACACUUUCUCAAUGUGAGCAUGAAGAUGUUUUUAGUAGCUCAUACAGUGAGGCUGCAGGGGCUUUGUGUGAAGAACCUUCAUUCAGAGUGCGACUGGUGGGAGGCCACCACCGCUGCGAAGGACGAGUGGAGGUGGUACAGAAAGGUGGCUGGGGUGCCGUGUGUGAUGAUGGCUGGGACCUGAAUGACGUGGCCGUGGUAUGCCGAGAGCUGGGCUGUGGAGAAGCCAAGGGGACACCCAGUGGUAUUCUAUAUAAACCAUCAAGAGAAGAAGAGCAAAAAAUCCUCAUCCAAGACGUCAGUUGCACUGGGACAGAGGAUACAUUGUCUCAAUGUGAGAGGGAAGAUAAUUUUAGUUGCUCAUACAGUGAGGCUGCAGGAGCUUUGUGUGAACAACCUUCAUUCAGAGUGCGACUGGUGGGAGGCCGCCACCGCUGCGAAGGGCGGGUGGAGGUGGAACAUGAAGGUGGCUGGGGUGCCGUGUGUGAUGAUGGCUGGGACAUGAAAGACGUGGGUGUGGUAUGCCGAGAGCUUGGCUGUGGAGAAGCCAAGGGGACACCCAGUGGUAUUCUAUAUAAACCAUCAACAGAAGAAGAGAAAAAAAUCCUCAUCCAAAAGGUCAAUUGCAAUGGGAUGGAACAUCAACUGUCUCAAUGUGAGCUUCAAGAUGCUUUGGAUUGCUCAUACAGUAAGGUUGCAAGAGCGUCGUGUGAAAUGCUGAAGAGCGUUAGGCUGGCUGGUGGCCCUGGGCGCUGCAAGGGGCGAGUGGAGGUGAAGUACCACGGGCAGUGGGGCACAGUGUGCAAAACAGGUUGGAGCCUCUCAGACGCGAAGGUGGUGUGCCGUGAGCUGGAUUGUGGGAGGGCCAUACUGACCCAUAGCUGCUGCAAGGAAAAUAUCCGGGGCCAAGGGCCCAUCUGGUUGAGCAAUGUGUCAUGCUCAGGAAAAGAAGAACAGCUUCAGGACUGCCCUUCUGGGCUUUGGGGGAAGAACAACUGCACCCAUGAUGAGGACAUGUGUGUCGAAUGUGAAGAAAUCUUUGACUUGAGGCUGGUAGGAGGAAACAACAGCUGCUCUGGGAGACUGCAGGUGCUGCACAAGGGCGAAUGGGGCACUGUCUGUGAUGAUGGCUGGGGAGAAAUGGAGGCCCAGGUGGUGUGCAAGCAACUGGGCUGUGGAGAGUCCCUUUUUCCAUCUGUCAAAGCCCGGAGAAGCUUUGGCCCUGGGGUUGGCCGCAUCUGGCUGGAUGAUGUUCAUUGCUCAGGGGAGGAGAGGUCCCUGGAGCAGUGCAGGCACAGGUUCUGGGGAUAUCACAACUGCAACCACAAGGAAGAUGUGGCUGUAAUCUGUUCAGGUAACAGGAGUCUGGGCUUCAGACAUAAUCUGGGAAAUCAUUGCAUACACAAGGUAUUUAAAAACAUGAGACUGGAGGACUUCAGUCACAAGAAAAUGAGUGAGGACUGA
Molecule: messenger RNA, 1827 nt
Organism: Ceratotherium simum simum (southern white rhinoceros)
Lineage: Eukaryota; Metazoa; Chordata; Mammalia; Perissodactyla; Rhinocerotidae
Source: RefSeq, a predicted model, not a curated record